AUGGGGUCUUCGCUGGCCGAACUCCAAAAGUCCGGUGUUUUCACCGCGAAACUACCGCCAGACCCUGCCUUUGAAACCCCAGAAUCAUCCCACCAGGCGCCGAGGGAGACACUUGGUCCCCGUUUGGUGAAGGGCGCGCUCUACACUUUUGUUCGUCCCGAACCGACCAAUGCGACGGAGCUCUUGGGCGUCAGCCCAAGAGCGAUGAGGGACCUCGGAUUGAAGUCUGGCGAAGAGCACACCCCCGAAUUCGAAGCGCUGGUCUCAGGAAAUAGGUUCAAUUGGACUGAGGAGAGCGGCGGGAUCUAUCCUUGGGCGCAGUGUUAUGGAGGCUGGCAGUUUGGUUCAUGGGCAGGCCAGCUGGGCGAUGGACAGCGCGCAAUCAGCUUGUUCGAGUGCACCAACCCAGACACGCACAUUCGAUACGAAUUGCAGCUGAAAGGAGCUGGGCGAACCCCUUAUUCUCGUUUCGCUGACGGAAAAGCCGUUCUUCGAUCCAGCAUCCGGGAAUAUGUCGUGUCAGAAGCACUCUCGGCACUUGGCGUGCCAACUACUAGGGCUUUGUCCAUUACCCUACUGCCUCAAUCUAAGGUUCUGCGGGAGCGCAUGGAGCCUGGAGCCAUCGUUGCCCGGUUCGCCGAGUCUUGGUUGAGAAUUGGAACAUUCGAUCUUCCGCACGCGCGUGGUGAUAGGGAUACAGUUCGAAAACUGGCUACUUUUGCCGCCGAAGAAGUGUUUCAUGGCUGGGAGGCUUUGCCGGCGAUGGUGUCGUUGGGUAAAGAUCACCCCCCAGAUGCUGUGGACAACCCAGCAAGAAACGUUCCCUGGGAUCAACUACAAAACCACCAGGGCGUAGAAGAAAAUAGGUUUGCAAGACUAUAUCGAGAGAUUGCCCGGCGAAAUGCGAAGACCGUGGCGGCUUGGCAAGCCUAUGGUUUCAUGAAUGGUGUUUUGAAUACUGACAACACAUCAAUAUACGGUCUGUCUCUUGAUUAUGGACCAUUUGCUUUCAUGGAUAAUUUUGAUCCCCAAUACACCCCAAACCAUGAUGAUCAUCUGCUGAGAUAUUCCUACAAGAACCAACCCACCAUAAUCUGGUGGAAUCUGGUUAGGCUCGGAGAAUCUUUAGGUGAACUAAUGGGGGCGGGAGACAGCGUUGACGACCUAUCGUUUGUGAAAGAAGGUUUGGCCGAGGAAUCUAUGCCGGCUGUUGUUGAGCGUGCAGAGGCCAUCAUCGAGCGAACGAGCGACGAGUUCAGGACUGUGUUUUUGAACGAGUACAAACAACUGAUGAGCAAACGGCUGGGACUGAAAAAUCGAAAGGAAUCCGAUUUCCAGCACUUGUUCUCGGAGCUUUUGGAUACGCUGGAAGCCUUGGAACUGGACUUCAAUCAUUUCUUCCGACGACUGUCGCAUAUACCACUCACUGCCAUCGAAACCGAGGACCAAAGGAAAGACGUGGCGCCCGUGUUCUUCCAUGAGGAAGGAUUCGGUGGGAUUGGCUACACCAACGAGACCGCCAAGGAGCGCAUUGGCAACUGGCUCGAUAGCUGGAGGACUCGGAUUCUGGAGGACUGGGGGUCGGACGAAGACCAGCAGAGACAGGAAGCAAUGAAAGCGGUGAACCCGAAAUUCUUGCCUCGCGGAUGGAUUCUAGACGAGGUCAUUGAGCGAGUUGAGCGCCGUGGAGACCGUGAGAUACUGGGACAUGUGAUGCGCAUGGCUCUUAACCCGUUUGAAGACACUUGGGGCUUGGACAAGAAGUUUGAAGAGCGAUUCUGUGGAGAUGUACCCCGAUUUCAAAGAGCUAUGAUGUGCAGUUGCAGCUCUUAA
Messenger RNA from Aspergillus affinis, 1833 nucleotides. Its product is annotated as YdiU domain protein. The transcript is spliced from 6 exons. The record is from RefSeq and is a predicted model, not a curated record. Bases 1 to 1833 code for a protein of 610 amino acids. NCBI's taxonomy places the organism in Eukaryota, Fungi, Ascomycota, Eurotiomycetes, Eurotiales, Aspergillaceae.